Antrostomus carolinensis (chuck-will's-widow) is the source of this 1092-nucleotide messenger RNA. RefSeq names its product replication factor C subunit 3 (gene RFC3). NCBI's taxonomy places the organism in Eukaryota, Metazoa, Chordata, Aves, Caprimulgiformes, Caprimulgidae. Gene Ontology annotation, biological process: DNA-templated DNA replication; DNA repair. The annotation marks the transcript as partial. The transcript has 7 exons. The record is from RefSeq and is a predicted model, not a curated record. Gene Ontology annotation, cellular component: DNA replication factor C complex; nucleus. Gene Ontology annotation, molecular function: DNA clamp loader activity; DNA binding.
GCACCUUCUAAAAAGAAAAUUGAAAUUAGCACCAUUGCAAGCAAUUAUCACCUUGAAGUUAACCCAAGUGAUGCAGGAAACAAUGACCGUGUGGUAAUUCAGGAACUCUUGAAGACAGUAGCACAAUCCCAGCAGCUUGAGACAAGUACUCAACGAGAUUUUAAGGUGGUGCUGUUAACAGAAGUCGACAAACUCACGAAAGACGCUCAGCAUGCUUUGCGAAGAACAAUGGAGAAGUACAUGGCGACUUGCAGGUUGAUCCUGUGCUGCAACUCCAUGUCAAAAAUUAUAGGACCUAUUCAAAGCAGAUGCCUGGCUGUACGAGUGCCUGCUCCCAGCAUUGAAGAUAUCUGCCAUGUCUUGUCCAGUGUGUGUAAGAAAGAAGGCCUGACUCUUCCUCAGGAACUGGCUCAAAGGCUUGCAGAGAAAUCUGGCAGGAAUCUUCGGAAAGCAUUACUUAUGUGUGAGUCCUGCAGAGUACAACAGUAUCCUUUUACUGCUGAUCAAGACAUUCCUGAGAUGGACUGGGAAGUUUAUUUGAGAGAAACUGCAAACGCUAUUGUUGGUCAACAGACACCGCAAAGGCUUUUAGAGGUCCGUGGACGGCUUUAUGAGCUCCUAACACACUGCAUUCCUCCUGAGAUUAUAAUGAAGGGCCUACUGACAGAACUUCUAAAUAACUGUGAUGGACAACUGAAAGGAGAAGUUGCACAGAUGGCAGCCUUCUAUGAACACCGCCUGCAACUGGGCAGCAAAGCCAUUUAUCAUCUGGAAGCAUUUGUAGCAAAGUUUAUGGCAAUUUACAAGAAAUUUAUGGAGGAUGGACUAGAUGACAUGAUGUUCUAACUCUGAUACCCAAAGUCAUACACAGAGUGUUGUGUCAUACCAGUAAUGUUGCAAAUGUUGUCUCCUUGUCCAUGUUUGAUUGCAUGUGGGUGUAGUUCAAAGUCAAAUACUUUAUUUUGCUAUCAAUAUAAAAUGCAGUGAACUAAAAAAUAGUGUUCAGUUUUAGAAACCAGAUGGAUUGUUUGACAGCCACAAAUCCAUCUUUGGAUCCAUACAAAGUACAUUAGCCUUUUAGAAAGACAACAA